Messenger RNA from Stegodyphus dumicola, 341 nucleotides. Its product is annotated as proteasome subunit beta type-5-like. Lineage: Eukaryota; Metazoa; Arthropoda; Arachnida; Araneae; Eresidae. Gene Ontology annotation, molecular function: threonine-type endopeptidase activity. Gene Ontology annotation, cellular component: proteasome core complex; cytoplasm. The record is from RefSeq and is a predicted model, not a curated record.
AGCAUUUGUUGUUUCGGUCCGAGAAGUAAAAGCAUUUGUCAUCAUGGCGCUAGAGUCGUUGUGUGGAGUUCCUCGAAAUUUUGGAUUUGGACAGAAAUCAGAAACGGAAGAUGAUCUAUUAAAUUAUGUAGAUAAAAGCUGCGGAAAUCUUUUCCGUCAUACGGAACUUGCUUUACCGCCUCUUAACGAUCCUUCUACUGCAUAUGCAGCAUUCAACAGAGAUGCGCAUGGUAAUCGUAUUUCAAUUAAGUUCAACAAAGGAACUACCACACUUGCUUUCCAGUAUCGUGGAGGAGUUGUUGUUGCUGUAGAUUCUAGAGCAACUGGUGGUUCAUUCAUUG